AUGAGCACACUUCCGCAGGAUCGUUCUUUUCCGGCGGUCUCCACUGCUGCACGGACAAGUCUCUGCGUUGCCUACGGUAUGGCGAUCUUGUUCAAGAUGCCGCCUUGGGCAUGGUCGAACUUGGACGAGAUGCCCGGGCCCGUUGCCGACAACCGGCCACUUUGCUCGCCUCAAGGAUUCUUCCUCUCAGGAACGCCGCAGCCGGCAUCAGUGGUUGGAGCUGCGCCCAACGCAUGGUUUGUCUUGCCGCCUCCAGCGGGUGGCAUUCUCAGAAGAGCAAAGGUGCAGAGCCAAGAAAAAGCCAGAGGACUGAUGGCGCUCAGCAUCUGUUCCAUGUGCGAGGUUGCGCUCGGCGAUCCGCUCGCCGGCAGCACGUCGCUGUCUCUGGCAAAGUUCCCACUCGCUCGGCGUACAGAUGCCAUCCCGACACCGCUCCCUUCCUCUAGCUUACUGCUGCAGAUCCUUUCCUCUCCUGCCGGCCCUCCUCAAAAUUCCGUCUACUGUACGAUGAGGGAAGACGAGUGCCUGUCCAUGAUCGCCGCAACCAACACCUGCCGCUCUUUCCGAGGUGCGCGUCUCGACCGCGUGUUGGCUGCAUAUCGCGUCUCUUGCUUCGCCGCCGCCCGCCCUCUGUUGCGGCUGUUCUGA
Messenger RNA from Moesziomyces antarcticus, 648 nucleotides. RefSeq lists its product as uncharacterized. The record is from RefSeq and is a predicted model, not a curated record. The transcript has 2 exons. Bases 1 to 648 code for a protein of 215 amino acids. Lineage: Eukaryota; Fungi; Basidiomycota; Ustilaginomycetes; Ustilaginales; Ustilaginaceae.